Molecule: messenger RNA, 234 nt
Organism: Acanthamoeba castellanii str. Neff
Lineage: Eukaryota; Discosea; Longamoebia; Acanthamoebidae
Exons: 1
Coding region: 1-234 (77 amino acids)
Source: RefSeq, a predicted model, not a curated record
AUGAAUCAGGCGAUGCGAGCACAGUACGCGAGCUACGCGAAGCAGCUGUACAAGAUGUUGAUUCAGGCGUCAAGCGCGUCCUACCAAUCGAAUGAGGUGGCGUGCACAUGGGCCGUGAGCAGAAUCCGAUCCGAAUUCCGCAAGCACAAGGAUGAAUCGAAUCCCCAGCGAAUCGAGAACCUCCUGCAGCGCGCCCAUCUCGUGCUGCUGGCCGUGGCCGCCGACGAUGCCUAG